Messenger RNA from Staurois parvus, 936 nucleotides. The record is from the annotation of a GenBank genome assembly. Lineage: Eukaryota; Metazoa; Chordata; Amphibia; Anura; Ranidae.
AUGUAUAAAAACAACCAGACCACCAUUACUGAAGUCAUCCUCUUGGGAUUCCAAAGCUCCAAAGAAAUCAGCAUUGUUCUUUUCAUUCUUCUCUUCAUGGUUUAUGUUUUGACACUUUUUGGAAACCUCUUGAUCAUCACACUGGUCUACUACAAUAAAACCCUCCACACUCCAAUGUACUUCUUCCUCAUCCAGCUCUCGCUAUCUGAUAUUCUGCUAACCACAGAUAUUGCCCCAUACUUGCUGUAUACGUUACUUCAUGAGGGUGGAACAAUGUCUUUUACAGGCUGCAUUUUCCAACAAUAUAUUUUUGAUGUGAUAGAAUCUACUGAGUGUCUUCUUCUGACAGUGAUGUCUUAUGACCGGUACUUGGCCAUCUGCAAGCCUUUGCAUUACACUUCUAUAAUGAAUGGGUUGCUUUGCGUAAUUUUGACCAUCAUUUCCUGGUUGUUUUGCAUUUUUUCCACAUCGAUUGCUGCAAUGACUAUAGCUUGGCUUGAUUUUUGUGGACCAAAUAUAAUUGACCAUUUCUUCUGCGACGUGUCACCAGUGUUAAAGCUUUCCUGUUCAGAUACAUUCUGGGUUCAGUUGGACAUGAUAUUGAAUAGUGUACCUCUUCUCUUCUUCCCAUUCCUAAUUAUCAUCAUAUCAUACACUUAUAUUAUUUUUACCAUCUUGAAAAUUCCAUCCAAGACUGGAAAACAGAAGGCGUUCUCCACCUGCAGCUCUCACUUGACGGUGGUUUGUAUAUUUUAUCUAACACUAAUUGUUAUUUAUGACCUUCCAACAAGUGGACAGUCAUUGACUAUAAGCAAAGCAGUAUCACUGAUCUAUACAGUGGGGACACCACUGAUGAAUCCAGUCAUAUACAGCUUGAGGAACAGAGACAUAAAGAUGGCUUUUGCCAAGUUAAGAAAGAGCUUUGGAAAUUUUUAG